Molecule: messenger RNA, 1434 nt
Organism: Trichomycterus rosablanca
Lineage: Eukaryota; Metazoa; Chordata; Actinopteri; Siluriformes; Trichomycteridae
Gene: tspan18a
Product: tetraspanin 18a
Exons: 9
Coding region: 191-952 (253 amino acids)
Cellular component (GO): plasma membrane
Source: RefSeq, a predicted model, not a curated record
CGCAAACCGGUACAUUUUAUAUCACACUAAACCUGCUCGGAUAGCAUUUAUUUUCGAACUCGAGAGGAGGAAAAUUGAUUAAAAGUACUGGGGAAAAUAUUACACGCUGUACAGAAGUGGUGUGAAGUAGAUUUCGUGGGAACCAUCACCUUUACCAGCUACUCAGAGGGAGAGACAUUUACAGGUACAUAUGGGGCAAGGAGAGGCUUCUGCGAGAAGCACAGCUAUGGAGGGUGACUGCCUCAGCUGUGUCAAGUACCUCAUGUUCAUCUUUAACUUCUUCAUAUUUCUUGGUGGUGCUUUUUUGCUGGGAGUGGGCAUCUGGGUGCUGGUGGAUCCUACUGGCUUCAGAGAGAUCGUGGCAGCCAACCCACUUCUGUUCACAGGUGUAUAUGUGAUCCUGGCUAUGGGCGGAAUGCUCUUUCUGCUCGGUUUCCUGGGCUGCUGUGGAGCUAUACGUGAAAAUAAGUGUCUACUACUGUUUUUCUUCCUGCUUAUCCUUAUCAUAUUCCUGGCAGAGCUGGCUGCUGCCAUUUUGGCCUUCAUAUUCCGGGAGCAUCUCACCAGGGAUUACUUUACAAAGGAACUUAAGGCACAUUACCAAGGCAGCAACAACACUGACGUCUUCACUGCCACCUGGAAUACCAUCAUGACCACUUUUGAAUGCUGUGGGGUAAACAGUGCUGACGACUUUGAUCAUCAAAGCCUCUUUAGACAUUUGAACCCCAGCAGAGCCGUGCCCGAGGUCUGUUGCCAGAGGAACGACCAACUGAUGAACGUGGAAGAAUGUCUCAGGGGGAUCAUGCCCAAUCACACCAAGGGCUGUUAUUCAGCAGUGGUGGACUACUUUGAGACAUACAUAUAUAUCGCUGGAGCCCUAGCUAUUGUGGUCCUGACCAUAGAACUCUUCGCAAUGGUGUUUGCCAUGUGUCUGUUUCGAGGAAUCCAGUAAUCCAUUCAUUUUGUAAAGAAAGACAUUUCACAAAGCGAAUGGCUUAAAAGAAGAUACAACUGUAUAUACGUCAUCUCUCUGUCUUAUGGGGAAUUGUCCACUAUGAUUAAACUGUACAGCCUGAAACAAAAACCCAGAAAAAAAGCACUCCUGUUGCAGUCUGUCACCCUGAAAGGAGGAAGAUCUUGCACUGAUAUUUGAAUACAUAUUUAUAGAGGACAGUUAAUUUGUUUGUACAGAAAAAAAUACACGUUACCUCCCUUACAACCACAUUCGAGUCACACUUAAAUCUUUUCAGAGUGUUUGUUUAUUAGUCUGUGUGAGCACAUGUUUGUAAGGCCGACACGUUCUACAUUGUAAAGUUAUGUUUUUGUAAUUGUGUAUAUAUUUUAUGUGAUUUUAUGCAUUUGUGUUGUAUGCAUUUAUACUUACAUUCAUGAUAUCUGUAUGUGAUACUGAUUGGUAUUAAAAAGAAAAAUCAA